UUUCAGUUACAUACUCUAAUGACAUGCAGGCGUAUAUCCUGAACAUAUCACAAAACCGUUGAGUGUUUUGUAGCUAAGCUAGUUAGCUAGUCAUCGACAGUGUCAGAAUGCAGCGUCACAAGUCGAGGUGGCACCAGAGUGAGGUUGUCUACGCUUUCGGAUAAUCUGAAUAACGUCCUGCGUCUCCAGAAAGAUUGAAUCGCGGCGAUUCAAAAAUAUCUACGGUAUACUAGCAGAAGAAUGCCUGCCGGCGUAUGUGGAUGUUGUGGGCGCUGUCGGCCACGUUACAAACGCCUGGUGGAUAACAUCUUUCCAGAGGACCCAAAGGAUGGAUUGGUUAAGUCAGACAUGGAGAAGCUGACGUUCUUUGCUGUGUCUGCUCCAGAGAAGCUUGACCGUAUUGGAGAAUACCUUGCUGAACGCCUCAGCAGAGAUGUGGUCCGACACCGAUAUGGCUAUGUGGUGAUUGCAAUGGAAGCGUUGGAUCAGUUGCUGAUGGCCUGCCACUCUCAGAGUAUUAAACCAUUUGUGGAAAGCUUCCUGCAUAUGGUGGCCAAGCUCCUGGAGUCGAGAGAGCCAGAUCUGCAAGUGCUUGGCACCAACUCUUUUGUGAAGUUUGCGAAUAUUGAGGAGGACACACCCUCGUAUCACCGCCGCUACGAUUUUUUUGUUUCUCAGUUCAGUGCCAUGUGCCACUCUACACACGAAGACCCAGAGACUCGUACCAGGAUCCGUGUAGCUGGAAUCAAAGGACUGCAGGGAGUGGUGAGGAAGACUGUGAAUGAUGAGUUGCAGGCAAUCAUCUGGGAACCUCAGCACAUGGACAAACUCAUCCCUUCCAUGCUUUUCAACAUGCAGGAUAACAAUGACUUAGACAGCAGGGGUGGAGGAGAGGAGAACCCUGCCUCUUUGGCUGAGAGCUGUUUUAGGGAGUUGCUUGGGCGAGCUGCUUAUGGCAACAUGAACAAUGCCGUUCGCCCUGUACUGGUACAUUUAGAUAAUCAUCAUUUAUGGGAUCCAAACGAGUUUGCAGUGUCCUGCUUCAGGAUUAUAAUGUACUCAAUACAGGCCCAGCACUCUCAUCAUGUAAUCCAGCAGGUACUGAAUCACCUGGACACUCACAGUAAGAAUACACCACGUGUACGAGCAGGUAUUGUCCAGGUGCUGCUGGAGACUGUCGCUAUAGCGGCUAAAGGCUCUGUUGGCCCCACUGUGUUGGAAGUGUUCAACACCUUGCUGAAGCACCUCCGCAUGAGUGUUGAUUUUGAGCUGGGUGAAGGUUCACGCAGGAACUCAGCAACAAGCCUUUCAUCUGGCCGCGGCAGAGAGAAUGAAGAGCGCAUCGUCCAGAACGCCAUCAUUCAAACCAUUGGGUUCUUUGGAGGUAAUCUACCAGAUUAUCAGCGUGCGGAAGUAAUGAUGUUUGUUAUGGGGAAAGUUCCUGUCUAUGGCACUCCUUGCCACACUCUGGACACUGUUAAAAUUGGACAAAAAGGUACGAAGAGGAUCCAGACUAUGCUCCUCAGUUCUCUUAUUAUGGUAACGUCUGGUUUUAAGUGUAAGACGAUGAGUGCAGGCUUGCCAGCCGCAUUCAUCGAGCCCCUCUGCUCUGUCUCGCUGAUGGAGGACAGCGAGCUACGUCAGCUUGUCCUCGAGAUCCUCCACAACAUCAUUGAUCGUCAUGACAACAGGGCCAAACUUCGUGGCAUCCGGAUUAUCCCUAAUGUUGCUGCCUUAAAGAUAAAGAGAGAGAAGAUCUCCAAACAAGAUGUUCUUUUCAUGAAAAAGCAUGGGCAGCAGUUGUACAGGCAUAUCUAUCUGGGCUCCAAGGAGGAGGACAAUGUGCAGAAGAACUUUGAGCUUCUCUUCACUGCUCUGGCUCUGAUCACCAUAGAGCUGGCUAAUGAGGAAGUGAUCAUCGACCUCAUACGCCUCUCUCUCGCCCUUCAGGAUAUGGCUCUAGCCAAUGAAGAACACAUGUCGAUGUUUAUUCGCUGUGGCAUCAUGGCACUAGUUGCAGCCUACCUCAACUUUCUGAGCCAAAUGAUUGCCAACCCUGCUUUCUGCCAGCACGUCAGCAAGGUUAUUGAACUGAGGAAUAUGGAUGCUCCCUACUUACUCCCUGAACAUGUCUUCCGAGAGAAGUGUGUCCUACCUGAUUCUCUGGAUCCUCAGGACACUGGCAUGUAUUUUCAGACAGCUGAUCUUGUGGAAGCCCUCUCUGGACCAGGAUACAAUGCAGAAAGGCUCCAUGUACCAUACAUACCACAAGCUACAGAUGAAGACCGCUUGACUCGGAGGAAGAGUUUCGUUGAUACCAUUUCCUUACAGGUGGACAUCAUGUCCAACAGCCUACCUGACCAGUCCCACUUGGCAGAAGAGAUUACUUUUGAGACUCUGAAGAAGGCCAUUGACACUACAGGCCUCGAAGAGCAGGAGAGAGAGAAGAGACGGCAGGUGAUGGAGAAGUUCCAGAAAGCUCCAUUUGAGGAAAUUGCUGCUCACUGCGAGUCAAAGGCUAGCAUGCUGCAUGAUCGUUUGGCUCAGAUCUUUGAGUUGACCAUACGACCACCCCCCAGUCCAUCGGGAACAGCUGCUUUGACGUCAGGCCACACGCAGUAUCAGUCUGUGCCCAUCUACGAAAUGAAGUUUCCUGACCUCUGUGUCUACUGACCUUUAACCUUCACUAGAUCCCAGCCUCUCACCUUUAACCUUUGAUCUUUACCAGAUCACAGCCCUGCCAAUUUUACCCUUUUGACCCUCACCAAAUCAUAACCACUCACAAUUUAACUUAAAGCCUUUGCAAUUAUACAGCUUUAAAUACUGACUUUUAAACUUCAGGAGACCAGAACUCUUUGGGGCCUAAAAUCCAUCCCAGCCAAUAAACUACCAUAUAAUUCCAGUUAGGGCUGCAUAGUCUAGCAUUCGUUAAAUGUUAUUGUAAUAAUGGAUACUGAUAUUGCACAAGGCUAGUGUGCAUCUAAGUAUCCCAACUCAUGUCAGACAUUCCAGAUGAGCUGUCUUUUGGGUGUUUCAUAAAUCACAGCCUUCACAUAAUCCAACAAAUGUAAAUAAUUUUGGACAAAAUUGUGCAGGCUGCAGUUUAAACAUAUCAAAUGGAAUGUGAGUUUUAUGUACUACAAGGUACGCUGCAUAAUGUUCCAUAUUAAUCAUAUCACUCAUAACAUCCAGCAAUAUAAUCUCAAUAUAGUAUGUUUGUAUUUUUGUCUGUACUGUGCAGCCCUACUUCCAGUAUUAACAAAUGUCACCUUCAUUCAUAUUCCCUGUUUCCCUAAAUCCCAAACAUGAAAUCUGACCCCUGACCUUUGGCAACAAUGACAAUGACCCCAUACAUGUGUCCAUUUAUCUCUGUGUCAUUUAAGAAAGAUGCUGUGACGUGAUUAGAGACUGCACCAUGCCACACUGCUGAAACAACAGUACAUUUAACAGCCAUUUCAUCAUACACCAGCUCUACAUCAGGGGUGUGUGUCAGUGUGUUUGUGUAUUUACAUAUUUGGGUAUAUUUUUUCUGUACUGGUUCAGAGUCAUUUGAAUGUUGCCUUUUUUUUAUCAGACUCAAAAGGAAGAAGAAAGGCUCGUGACGCCUAAUAGCGUUCUCUAGAGAUGGAAGACCUAAGCACACAGGCAUUUUCACUUUCUCUCUCUUUCUUGCGCUCUCUCUCUGUCUCUCUCUCUCUCUCUCUCUCUCUCUCUCUCUCUCUCUCUCUCUCCCCCCCAGUAGUUAAUUGUAAUACACAAAUUCUCACUUUGUUGCUGGAUCUACACUUUUUUGGAGAUUAGCUAUUAUCAUGGUGAUCAUAUCACCAAGGAGCCCCACCUACACUCGACCAGCACAGCUACUUGCAGCUCCCAAAUAUAGAAACACUGUAUUUAGCCUCCUUUUUGCCUGUGUGAGCGCUAUUUGUGCAGACUGCAUUAAAAUGUAGGAAAAUGCACAUUAGCCAGCUUGUCUAAUGAACAUGUAUAUCUCCAGGACCAGCACCUACCUUUCUGGAGGUCUGUGAACGGUUCUGACUUAAAGCUAGUAUAGGUCAAGAGCGGCUUCCUAGAAACUUACUAAUACAAGAAAUUGGUUCUUCCAAUAUACUGGAAAAACAACAAAUAAUUUAUACACAUAGAAGAUAAAUGUUUAUAUUGUGACUGUUAGAUUAUGCCUAAACUAAGCCUUUGUAAGCUUUUUAUAGACUUUGUUGAAUGUGUUGCUAUUGAUGCACAUUUUUCUCAUUCUUCUAAUAUGCGUGUUUCGGUGUAGAGGAAAUGUCUGAAGAUUGUAGAUGUUUACUUAUAUAGUUGCACUCAUCUGCUGAGCAGCUAUUGUAGCUCCUCAGGUUAGAAAAAUGGAUUUGCAGUUGGAGGAAUAUCAGGCUGCAUCAGUGACUAUGAACAGUGUAAAUGCUUGGAGGAUUCAGAGUGGGUUUAUCGAGUUAUUGUGGGAGUGUUCUGGAAGAGUUAUUUUAUAUCAUAUCGAAGAUGACCAUAUCAUAUGCAGCAUAGUAGAGCUGUUUAGAAAAUAGGCUUGAAUUAUGUCAUAAUUGUUGGGGUGAUUUUGAAUUGUCCAGAAAAAUAACUAAUGAGUCACACCUAUGUAUGAAACGGUAUUGAAAUGUUAGCGUUUGCGCCUGCCCACUGGCGGUUGGCCACUGUUAACUGAUCCAGCUUUGUUGCUGUUUGUGGUGCAAAUCACAGCUGUAAAGACCUGAUUUUAUGUCUCAAGUUUGUACUUGAAGUAAACGGUACAUAUCCAGUAUAAAGCAAAAGAAACAUCUCCGUAAAGUGAGAGUUAUGGAAGAGGAUGUGCAGUUAAAUUGGAUGUUGGGGUUUUGGUGGUUUGGUGGAGCUGAGGUAGACCAGGAACUGUAGAGCACUGGAAACAUUGUGGGUGUUGUAGCAAUGACUAAUUAUAAUGCAAUUAGGUGUUCUAGGGUGAAGGGCACUCACUGUAGGAUGUGAAGGAGGGGGAUAGAUGGGCAUUGAUCUGAUUCUUUGGUCGAGUUGAAGAGUCAGCCUUUGUCUUUUCUUGGAGGGAAGGGUUACCAGGCAGGAAAUGACCACUUUUUUUCUUUUUUUUUUCUUUUUUAACCUGUUUUGGACAGUUUGCUACAUUUCAUUUGAUGUUGCUUAGCUUUGGUUCUGCUUAACGGAAUAAUACCAACAAACAUUUUAAUUAUACACAAAUGUCUGUAUAUUUCUGUCUGUAAUAUUGAUCUGUUUUGUAAAAUUAGUGCAAUAUAUUAUUGGUAUAAAUGGAAAGCUGUUGUCAGUAGGUACAGUGUAAUUUUUGUUCAGUUAUCACCUGUAAUGCACCUUUAGCAAUGAUGCAGUAGAGUAUGGUUGUGUGCAGGUAUGUGUGUGUGUGUGUGUGUGUGUGUGUGUGUGUGUGUGUGUGUGUGUGUGUGUGCACGUGUGGAGGGCAACUCACUCUUGCAUGCUGGUCUUUCUUGUUAUUAUAACAAAUUGGGAGGGCUGUAAUGUUAGAACUAACUGAAGCUGUGAAAAUAUUAGCCUGAAGCUAACAAUGUCAUCGCUUCCAAUUUUACAGUGCGUUACUGUUUUCUGAUGUCGUUGUUGUUGUUGUUUUUGUUUUGAUUUUUUUUCAACUUUCCUUAGUAGUUUGGGGGGGUUUUUU
Molecule: messenger RNA, 5647 nt
Organism: Electrophorus electricus (electric eel)
Lineage: Eukaryota; Metazoa; Chordata; Actinopteri; Gymnotiformes; Gymnotidae
Source: RefSeq, a predicted model, not a curated record